UUCCAUCCAUCCCGUGAAAAGGCAACUUCAUCAUCCACACACGCAACCCUCACAUCUCUUCCAACUCUCUUUCCCAUCCAUUUUAUCAUCAUGUCUACCCCCGAGUUCGUCAUCAAGGAGAAGCUCGUCUUGAAGGCUCCCCCACCAGCCUUCAGCGACAUCGCAAAGGCCUCCAACGACCUCAUCAACAAGGACUUCUACCACAAUGCCGCAGCUGCCCUUGAGGUCAAGCUGAGGGCCCCCAACGGUGUCAACUUCACCGCAAAGGGCACCUCGGCGCACGAUGGGCCCGUUACCUCCUCUCUCGAGGGAAAGAAGGCCCUCUCCAAUGGCAUUGCCAUCACCCAGUCGUGGAACACCGCCAACCUCCUCUCCACCAAGGUUGAGCUCAACGACACCCUCGCCUCUGGCUUGAAGACGGAGCUUCUCUCCAACUUCAACCCCGCUGCCGGAAACAAGGGCCAGAAGCUCAACUUCCUUUUCAAGCAGAACAACUUCCACGGACGCGUCUUUGGUGACCUCCAGGCCAGCGGUGCUGUCAGCGCUGUCGCUGAUGCCGUCUUGAGCCACGAGGGUUUCCUCGUUGGUGGUGAGGUCGGCUACGAUGUCCAGAAGGCAUCCAUUACCAAGUACUCUGCUGCCGUCGGAUACACCACCCCCGUCUACAACGCCGCCAUCACCGCCACCAACUCCCUCAGCGUCUUCACCGCCGCCUACUACCAGAAGGUCAACGCCGCCGUUGAGGCCGGUGCCAAGGCCAGCUGGGACUCCAAGUCCAACUCUGCUGUUGGUCUUGAGCUUGCUGCCAAGUACAAGAUUGACCCUGCUUCCUUCGCCAAGGCCAAGAUCAACAACCUCGGCAUUGCGUCUCUCGCCUACAACACCAAGGUCAACAGCGGUCUGACCUUCGGUGUCGGUGGCUCUUUCGAUACCCAGAAGUUGAACGAGGCCGGUCACAAGCUCGGCACCAGCUUCACCUUUGAAGGUUAAGUGGACUGUGUUGCGUAGAUGAAUUUGGGC
Messenger RNA from Periconia digitata, 1020 nucleotides. NCBI's taxonomy places the organism in Eukaryota, Fungi, Ascomycota, Dothideomycetes, Pleosporales, Periconiaceae. The record is from the annotation of a GenBank genome assembly.